Molecule: messenger RNA, 1740 nt
Organism: Juglans microcarpa x Juglans regia
Lineage: Eukaryota; Viridiplantae; Streptophyta; Magnoliopsida; Fagales; Juglandaceae
Product: lysine histidine transporter 1-like
Exons: 8
Coding region: 180-1679 (499 amino acids)
Cellular component (GO): plasma membrane
Source: RefSeq, a predicted model, not a curated record
ACGCAUAGGAAAGACCAGAGUUAACGCAAUAGGGGUGCUUAUAUUAUUAUUAUUAUUAUGCUUUAGCCGUUAGAUAUCAAAAGCUUUAGAAUUCACCCAAUCUAUUAUGUGAUUUUAGUCGUAAAUUUCGUGUCAAACAAAGAUGUCACCUUCAAGAAUUCCUCUGUCAUCCAGAGGCCAUGACUAGUUUUCUUGAGUUCUCCGUAUUUGCACAGCUUGAGUUGCCUAUAUAUGUAUAUCAUGUUUUUCGUCUUUUGUUGUAUGCGUCAACAGUGUCUGUCAUCUUCUCCAACAAAACUUUGCGGUGUUUUCUGUGUGCUGCAAUGAACGUCGAGGAUACCCCUGAUGAAAAUGAAAAUACGAAAAUCGUCAGAAAUGUUGAUGAACGUACCAAAGAACAAAAGGAGAUCGACGAUUGGCUUCCAAUCACAUCUUCGAGGAACGCAAAAUGGUGGUACUCUGCUUUCCACAAUGUCACUGCCAUGGUUGGAGCAGGUGUCUUGAGUCUUCCAUAUGCCAUGGCCAAUCUAGGAUGGGGUCCUGGUGUAGUCAUCCUGAUACUCUCAUGGAUAAUCACUUUAUACACCCUAUGGCAAAUGGUUGAAAUGCAUGAAAUGAUUCCAGGAAAACGGUUUGAUAGGUACCAUGAACUGGGUCAACAAGCCUUUGGCGAAAAACUUGGUCUGUACAUUGUGGUACCGCAACAGCUCAUUUGCGAAGUAGGAGUGGACAUCGUGUACAUGGUCACUGGAGGGAAAUCGCUGCAAAAGGUCCAUAAAAUACUUUGCAAAGAUUGCAAAUCAAUCAAAACUACCUACUUCAUCAUGAUUUUCGCUUCGGUACAUUUUGUCCUCUCCCACCUUCCAAACUUCAAUUCCAUCUCUGGGGUCUCGUUGGCGGCUGCGGUGAUGUCUUUGAGUUACUCUACAAUUGCUUGGGCAGCUUCCGUCCAUAAGGGGAUUCAGGCAGAUGUGGAUUAUGGUUAUAAAGCCUCGAGCACGUCAGGAACAGUGUUCAACUUCUUCACUGCCUUGGGUGAUGUAGCUUUUGCUUAUGCCGGACACAACGUAGUAUUAGAGAUCCAAGCAACAAUCCCUUCUACGCCUGAGAAACCCUCCAAGCGGCCAAUGUGGAGAGGAGUGGUGGUCGCCUAUAUUGUAGUGGCAUUGUGCUACUUCCCAGUUGCUCUCAUUGGAUAUUACAUGUUCGGAAACAAAGUUGAAGAUAACAUCCUGAUCUCGUUAGAGAAACCUGAAUGGCUUAUCGUAGCAGCUAACCUGUUUGUCGUUGUCCAUGUCAUUGGCAGCUAUCAGAUAUAUGCAAUGCCGGUAUUUGACAUGAUAGAAACUUUGUUGGUAAAGAAGAUGCAUUUUAGACCAUCAACAACCCUUCGUUUCAUUGUACGCAAUUUAUAUGUUGCAUUCACAAUGUUUGUAGCCAUUACCUUCCCUUUUUUCGGUGGUCUUCUGGGAUUCUUUGGAGGAUUCGCAUUUGCACCAACAACAUACUUCCUCCCCUGCAUCAUGUGGCUUGCCAUUUACAAACCAAAGAAGUUCAGCUUAUCUUGGUGUACCAACUGGAUCUGCAUCAUACUGGGCCUCCUGCUGAUGAUUCUCUCACCUAUUGGAGGGCUAAGAAACAUCAUACUUCAAGCCAAGACCUACCACUUCUACUCUUAAACCACCUCAGACACCAGAGAAGUCUGCUGCUGUUAAAUCAAAUAAUGUUAGUAUAUUAUAU